This is a messenger RNA of Pestalotiopsis fici W106-1, 1443 nucleotides long. RefSeq lists its product as uncharacterized. The transcript has 4 exons. Lineage: Eukaryota; Fungi; Ascomycota; Sordariomycetes; Amphisphaeriales; Sporocadaceae. The coding region runs from base 1 to 1443 and encodes 480 amino acids. The record is from RefSeq and is a predicted model, not a curated record.
AUGGCCUCUCUACUCGUUGCCGCCGUGUUCGGCGCAGCUGUCCAAGCUAUAGCAUUAGAGUCAACGAUUGCUCGACCAACAGACGCCUCGAUACCACACCCGACCUUCCAGCUUCCAGAAGUGACGGAACCGCCUAGUCCUUCCGUAGUUCGUGAGCUUUUGAAGAGAGCAGAUGUUCAGACUGUUCUCGUCGGUCCGGAUAAUACUUGUGGUUAUGUCAGCGGACUGAUUGGCGCCGCUUAUACUUGUGGUGAUACAAAUGGGUACUGUGCAUUUGUGACUACUGCCAAUGUCGGCUAUGUAGCUUGUUGUGAUGAAUCGAGUUGUGGUUUCCGUGUCGACUGUAUGGACGCGGAACAGGUCGAGAACGGCGAUUGUAAUAAUGGUUGUAUGAACGAUAUUUAUACUGCCAAAUGUACGGAUUCCUCUGCACCAUACUGCGGCACGAUCCGGUUCUCGACCAGUAUCUCGGAUUACUUCUGUCACUCGCUCAGCUACUCCACCGCCAUGGACGCCCUCACCACCUGGAUCGGCGAGAACGAUGGCCGAUCCUAUUCCGAGGUCGUCGUGACCCUGACGUCGAGCAACUUUGGUACUCAGACGAGCAACGACGGGCUAGAGUCCUCCACGACGAGAUCCGCCAGCGGUGCUUCAUCGUCAGGCAGCAGUAGCGCCUCGAGCGGGACGAGCAGCGGGACGAGCAGCGGCAGCAGCAGCAGUGGUACUAGUGCCAGCGGAGGACAGAAAUCAUCAACCAACAUUGGCCCCAUUGUCGGCGGUGUCGUGGGCGGCGUGGCUGUCAUUGCCCUCAUCGCCCUGGGCAUAUGGCUCAUUCUCCGCCGCAACCGGAAGCAGCAGGGUAUGCCGCCGCCGGCGCCUUCAAUGGCCCAGUAUCCCCCGACGCAACAGCCACCCUCUGGAUACGCUCCUCCUCCGGGUGCCGGCGCCCCCGUCUUUGGAGCCCAGCCCCCGACCUCUCCUUCUUACGACUACCAGCAGCAGCAGCCGCAGCAACCAUACCAAGAGAUCAAUGGCGCCGUCAUGCAUCAGUACGACGGCAGCAAGCCGCAGUGGGGCUCGCCACCGCAAGGAGGUGGUGGUUUCACUCAGCAGGGCAGCGGCGUGUGGUACACGAGCCAAGAAACCAAACCGGGAAAUGAAGUCUACACCACCACGACAGCCUCGCCGGGCUCGCCGGGUAGUCCGCUCUCGCACUCUGAUCCGCGCCUGAGCAUGGCGCAGCCCCCGUCGAGCCCGGCAUCAACGGAUCGGUUGUCGGCGUUCCAACCACAACAUACGGGCGGUACGCUCCAAAGCCAGAGCCAGCCGAUGGGCCCUAGCGUGCCGUCGACAGUGUACGAGGCGGGUGGUGAUGCCGUGGGGAUGCAGGGACAGCAUAAUGCUAACCACCACGGCCAGUUUCACGAGCUGAGCUCCCAUUAG